Orbicella faveolata is the source of this 851-nucleotide messenger RNA. RefSeq names its product putative skeletal organic matrix protein 3. NCBI's taxonomy places the organism in Eukaryota, Metazoa, Cnidaria, Anthozoa, Scleractinia, Merulinidae. The record is from RefSeq and is a predicted model, not a curated record.
AACAACAUUAGGCAAAUCAAAAUGUGCGCGAUAUUGCUAGUUCUCUAAAGAAAACCUUGGGUUUCCAUUAAAAUAAACAUUCGAUUCUGUGCUAUGUAUAUUACACUCUACACUGAAUGAAAAAGAAAGAAAAACAAACAAUGGCUUGUCUGCAGGUGGCGAGAACAAAAGCUACUUCACUCAAGCAUUGAAAGGCGUCAAUCAGUUUCGGUGUUUUUAAAAAAUCAACAAGCUCGCGGAAGAAAACACUUAUUAAUACUGCACAAAUAUUUCGACAAGAUUGAUUCUCGAUUCGCCUUUUACGAAAGCAACUCCUUUGGUUCAAGAACAACGCGUGCAAAAUGAUGACUUGUAUGUUUUGGAAAAGAGCCUUCGUCAUUCGCUUCCUGGUGGUUUUGGUAUUGAUGAGUGUCUUUGGUGGAACCAACGCGCUCUAUGUUAUACGGAGUGAUGUUGAUGCCUUCUCUAAUCCUGAUGCCGCGUCUUGCAGCCGCGUCGGUUGCAGACGAGUCCGCGGAGCGAAUGGCUGCAAACGUGGAAACUGUUGCAUGUGCCAGUGUAGCCGCAGUAGGCCGAAUUACCUCAGCCACCGUAAGGCAUGUGUACCAAAUGAUGAACUAAUAGGAGAUUGCGAUUUUUUGCCCCUGUCUUCAGAGAUUGCAGUUGUAGACUUCAGCAAGGCAGGAAUUGUUCUGUUUUAUGGUGACGCUGAUAGAUGCUACAGUGGAUUACGGGUCGCGCAAUGGUCUUAUCGGUUGGAUACACCGAAAAUGAUUAAAGAACAACCGAACAACUUCAUAGUCAAAGGUGGAGGGUCCAGCAGAUGGUAUCUACAGGUACGAAAAAAAUAG